Molecule: messenger RNA, 7042 nt
Organism: Arvicanthis niloticus (Nile rat)
Lineage: Eukaryota; Metazoa; Chordata; Mammalia; Rodentia; Muridae
Gene: Tmf1
Product: TATA element modulatory factor 1
Cellular component (GO): endoplasmic reticulum; Golgi apparatus
Source: RefSeq, a predicted model, not a curated record
AGAUGACAGAAGUCGGUAGAGAGGAAGGUUGUUUCAUAUGUAAAUGUUCCAUCCUGGGGACGGUGCCCAUAAAGUCAGGCAAAGACAUCCAGGCCAGGAGAGAAUUGGCCAACUAUUUUUUGAGUGCCAAGAGAAAAUAAAUGUGAGGCCUAGCCGCCGUGUUUACAGCGAGGCACACACGGCUCAGGUCGUUCCCGGAGGUCUGAGCCUCGGCGCAGACUGCGUCCGUCGGCUGAGAGCACCCAUGAAACCUGCGGGUAACUAAGGGCGACCGUCCGCUCCCGGAUGUGGCUUCACGCUACCUCCUCCGUCCUUCCGUCUGGGCGGAACUCGGCUCCGGGAUCUGGUGGUUGUGUACGUGGAAGGGCGGCGCAUGCGCGGCAGGGCCCGUCAGCUGUGCGGAAGGCUGAGAGCGCCGCGCGGCCGCGGGAGGCGGUGGGCCGGGGCCGCCGGAGCCGGCCUAAGCCGGCGCUGAGGAGGGGCCAUGAGCUGGUUCAAUGCCUCGCAGUUGUCCAGCUUCGCCAAGCAGGCCCUGUCCCAGGCCCAGAAGUCCAUCGACAGGGUCCUGGACAUCCAGGAGGAGGAGCCGAGCGCCUGGGCCGAGGCCAUCCCGUACGGCGAACCGGGAAUAAGUCCCCCUGUGAGUGGAGGAUGGGAUACUUCAACCUGGGGAUUGAACUCAAGCACUGAGCCUCAGAGCCCACCAACAGCCUCUCAAGCAAUUACAAAGCCAGUUCGAAGGACUGUAGUAGAUGAAUCUGAAAAUUUCUUCAGUGCCUUUCUCUCUCCAUCGGAUGUCCAGACCAUUCAGAAGAGUCCAGUGGUAUCGAAACCUCCAGCUAAAUCACAGCGGCCAGAAGAAGAAGUGAAAAGCAGUUUACAAGAAUCGUCAUCUUCUGGCCAGUCUAGAGCUUCUGAGACAGCUGAGUCUGAAGUGGGAGAUUCUGUGUGUGUUUCAGGAGAGACUCCAGCUGUGGGUACUCCCUCACCUGUACCUGAAGACAAGCAUGAAGAAACUGCCAGUGAAGAGUCUGAGGUGAAGGUGCCCACUGUGGGAUUGAAGGUGUCUGAGAAUGUAGUUAACGUAAACCCAACAAAAGAUGUAUCUACCACAGCCACUCAGUCUCUUACAGCAGAAACUAAGGAUAUGGCUUUGGAACCUAAAGAGCAAAAGCACGAAGACAGACAGAGCAACACACCUUCUCCUCCUGUCAGCUCCUUCUCGUCGGGCACUUCCACCACUAGUGACAUUGAAGUUUUAGAUCACGAAAGUGUGAUAAGUGAGAGCUCAGCUAGUUCAAGGCAAGAGACUUCGGAUGCAAAGUCAAGUCUUCACCUCAUGCAGACAUCCUUUCAGCUUCUCUCUGCAUCUGCUUGUCCUGAGUAUGGCCGCUUAGAUGACUUCCAAAAGCUCAAUGAGAGCUGCUGCUCGUCGGACGCUUUUGAAAGAAUAGACUCGUUUAGUGUGCAGUCUCUGGAUAGCCGGAGUGUAAGUGAAAUCAACUCAGACGACGAACUGCCAGGCAAAGGCUAUGCUUUAGUACCUAUAGUAGUGAGUCCUUCAGCCCCAAAGACUAAAGCAGUAGAAUCUACUGAAGAGAAUGCUGAAGAAGAGGAAGGAAACGAGACAUUAAUUGCACCUUCUGAGGAAGCAGAAUUAGAGGAAAGUGGCCGAAGUGCUACUCCAGUUAACUGUGAACAGCCAGAUACAUUGGCUUCUCCUACACCAGUAAAUGGCGGGGACUCUGCCUCUGGACCAGCUGCUGAGCAGUGUGAAGCUGCUGAAAACCAGCUGAAACCACCACCAGAGAAAGAAGAUAUUUGCAAGACAGUUGAAUUUCUGAAUGAGAAGCUAGAAAAGAGGGAAACUCAGUUAUUGUCCCUUAGUAAAGAAAAGGCACUUCUAGAGGAAGCUUAUGAUAACCUGAAGGAUGAAAUGUUCAGAGUUAAAGAAGAAAGUAGUAGCAUUUCUUCUCUGAAAGAUGAAUUUACCCAGAGAAUUGCAGAAGCAGAAAAGAAAGUUCAACUAGCCUGCAAAGAGAGAGAUGCUGCUAAGAAGGAAAUGAAAACCAUAAAGGAAGAACUUGCCACUAGAUUAAAUAGUAGUCAAACUGCAGACCUUUUGAAGGAAAAAGAUGAACAGAUUCAAGGUUUAAUGGAAGAAGGAGAAAAACUUUCAAAGCAGCAGCUGCAUAAUUCCAACAUCAUUAAGAAAUUAAGAGCUAAAGAUAAAGACAAUGAAAAUGUUAUUGCAAAGCUGAACAGAAAAGCUAAGGAGCUGGAAGAGGAGUUACAGCAUUUAAGACAGGUCCUUGAUGGCAAAGAGGAGGUUGAGAAACAACAUAGAGAAAAUAUUAAAAAACUAAAUUCUGUGGUAGAACGCCAGGAGAAAGAUCUUGGCCGACUUCAAGUAGACAUGGAUGAACUUGAAGAGAAGAGCCGAAGUACUCAGGCGGCCCUAGAUAGUGCAUACAGAGAACUUACCGAUCUUCACAAAGCCAAUGCUGCUAAGGAUAGUGAGGUACAGGAAGCUGCUCUGAGGCGUGAGAUGAAGGCUAAAGAAGAACUUUCUGGGGCACUGGAGAAGGCCCAGGAAGAAGCCCGUCAGCAGCAAGAGGCAUUAGCACUUCAGGUGGGGGACCUGAGGCUAGCGCUGCAACGAGCAGAGCAGGCAGCUGCCAGAAAAGAGGACUACUUACGCCAUGAGAUCAGUGAACUUCAGCAGAGACUCCAAGAAGCAGAGAAUCGAAACCAAGAGCUAAGUCAAAGUGUUUCAUCAACAACAAGACCGUUGCUUCGACAGAUAGAAAAUUUACAAGCAACUCUAGGAUCCCAGACAUCAUCAUGGGAGACGCUAGAGAAGAAUCUUUCUGAUAGGCUUGGUGAAUCACAGACCUUGUUGGCUGCAGCAGUUGAAAGAGAACGUGCAGCUACAGAAGAACUCCUGGCCAACAAAAUCCAGAUGUCUUCAGUGGAGUCACAGAAUGCGCUAUUACGACAGGAAAACAGUAGACUUCAGGCCCAGCUAGAGUCAGAGAAAAAUAAACUGAGAAAACUAGAGGAUGAAAAUAGUCGGUACCAGGUUGAAUUAGAAAACCUAAAAGAUGAAUAUGUAAGAACGCUUGAAGAGACAAGGAAAGAAAAGACACUUUUGAGCAGUCAGUUAGAAAUGGAAAGAAUGAAAGUUGAACAAGAAAGGAAGAAAACCAUUUUCACUCAAGAAGCACUAAAAGAAAAGGACCACAAGCCAUUUUCUGUUUCUAGCACUCCCACCAUGUCACGCUCCAGCUCUAUAAGUGGCGUAGAUGCUGCAGGGCUGCAAGCAUCCUUCCUGUCUCAGGAUGAGUUUCACGAUCAUUCAUUUGGGCCAAUGUCUACAUCAGCCAGUGGAAGCAAUCUUUAUGAAGCUGUAAGGAUGGGAGCCGGAUCAAGCAUUAUUGAAAAUCUGCAGUCUCAGCUAAAGCUGAGGGAGGGAGAAAUUAGUCAUUUACAGCUAGAAAUUAGUAACCUAGAAAAAACUCGAUCCAUAAUGUCUGAAGAGCUAGUUAAAUUAACAAAUCAGAAUGAUGAACUUGAGGAGAAAGUGAAAGAGAUUCCCAAGCUCCGAGUUCAGCUGCGUGAUUUGGAUCAAAGAUACAACACUAUUCUGCAGAUGUAUGGAGAAAAAGCAGAAGAAGCAGAGGAACUUCGCCUAGAUCUUGAAGAUGUAAAAAAUAUGUAUAAAACUCAAAUAGAUGAACUUCUAAGACAAAGGCUCAGUUAACUUGUGAAGUGUGUAUUCCCAUCAAACUAAAUGUAAACACUUAAUAUAUAAAUGCAGACUUCCAAUAAAUUCUUUUACAGAAUUAGAAACUGGGAUUUGCUGUAGAUUGUAAAAAAACUUUUUAAACAAUUCUUUUCUAGUAUGUAGUAAUAUUUGCAGUUAAAUUAUUUUAUGUAAAAUUUGAAUUUUAUUUUUGAAAUUAUUCUUUAUAAUUUUAUUUUUUAAAGCUUUUUUUUUUCCUGGUGCCUUGAACAGCACAGAGAUUUAUUACUUUAUCCACAGGAAAGGAGACUGGUGUUUUCAUAUUAUUGUGGAUAUAUAAUUAAUUGUAUUGUAUCUAAUUUGUAUGUGUUUGUACAUAUUGAGAGAUUUACAGAGUAAUGUUAACAUUGAAAUUUUGAAAUCUUUCACACUGAAAUCUUCAGCAUAUUUCUUAAAAGUGUUUUAAACAUUUGAGUAAAAAGGUUAUUAAGCCUGUGACUACUAAAUUAUAAACUAAAGUUUUCCUUUAAAAGCAGAAGUCACACUGACAUGUCUAGAAUUUAAAGAGUAAUUUAAACUUAAAAAUAUUUCUGUAUUGAAAAUUUAUUUCAUGUAUCUUCCACAAUGAAGUGUGAACAAAUGUGGAUGCUUUUUGUUUCUUAUCCAAAGAAAGCUACAGAUCUUCAAUAUUAACUAGGCAUAAUUGGGCAGUGGGAAAUGCUACGUGUAGUAAAUUGUGAUGGAUAGCACCAGCAACAGGUACUUUUGAAGUAUUUUACUACACUGUUAAAUGAAUCUAGCAUAAUUUAUUUAUUAAGAAUAAAUAAAAAUUUAUUCUUAAAAUUAGUCAAUUUACUCUUUAAAAAUUACUUGUUUAGUUUCAUACAAUUAUAUUUUGGAACAUUAAAAAUGAAUGUUUUAAAGCAAUCUCCAUAGCAAAACAGAAAAGUAAUAGGAGUACAUUUAAAUUGGGGAUUUUAUAAUUUUGUGUAGUUUUAACAGUUUUUCUUUGAACCUUCAACAAACAAAUAGCAAAGAGUAGUGUAGAAUAACUUAGAACGUAGUUUUUCCCUUUUCCAAAUGUUACUUUGUUAAUCAGGUUGUGGUUUAGACUUGUAAAAUAUUUUGAUAGAUUUUAUUACCUAAAAUUAUUUAAUUGCAUUUAUCAUGGUCCCUCUUUAUCUGUUGUUUUGCUUUUUGUUGUUCUAGCUAAGGUAAAAAAAUAAUCCAAAAAUACAUGGAGAUUUCAGAAACAGAGUUAAUAAAUGUUAAAGUGUAUGCUGCUCAGAGUAGCCUGCUGGAAUCCCACUGUUUGACUCCAUUGUCCAGUGUAUUCACACCCCAUUGUCAGUCACUGAACCACCUCAGCUGUUGGGUCUACUGUAAUAGUAUGGACGUGCUUGUGUUCAGGUGAUCCCUUUGUUCUUUAAUGGCCCCAAAGUGAAGAAGCCAAAGAUGAGCCAGAAGUGCUCCAUUAAUGGAAAGAUGAACAUCAACAUUGGCUAUCUUGCUGGAAGUUGGUAGCUUCUACUGUUUCAGGCAUCUACUGAGGGUCUUAAAACUGUCUUCCCCCCAAUGAGAAGGUAGAAUUUCAAGUAAAAAUUUUAUUGUAAAUUUUAUUUACAUUUUAAACUAUACUUGAGAACACAGCUGUGAAUAGCCAUCUUGAAGAACGGAGAAUUUUGAAGGGUAAUUCAAGUGACCUUGUUUUUAUUUCCUGUUCAUGUGUUUCUGCUGUGGGAGCUCAGUUCUUUAGCAUGAAUAAAUGUUCUUUGGGUGAAAGUAACAGUCAUGAAGUUAAGUUUCUGUAUUUUAGUGGUAGAAAGCAGCCUCAUAACUUUUUGCUAGCUUUAAAAUGUUUUAAUAUUCAGGGGCAAAAUGAUAAGUCUGAUGGCAAUAAAUAUAUAGAGUUAGAAGAGACAGGAAACCUGAAUUCAAAUUUCAAAAUUCUUGGCAAGCAUUUGAAACCAGUAGUUUGGGAAAUGUAAAAUACUUUUUGAACUGAUAAUUUGGAAAUGUGGCAGAGAAAAGAAUUUAAAAUUAAAAUUUCCUGUAUUAAAUUCUAAAAGUUAUAAUACCAACAUUAAAUAUUUUUCUUGGUCCUUAAUAACAUUAAUAAAAUCAGCACACUUAAAAUCUUAAAAUGUUUUCAACUUACUUAUUUAUAAAAUGACAUGCAACCAUUUCUAUCUGCUUCAUCUAUAAAUUAAUAGCUGAUGUUCACACUGUUUUUAUGUUGGUUAGAAUAUACUUAGACCUUUUAGUACAUUUCAAGUUGAUAGGGGCAAGUUGAAUAAAUUUCUUGUAAAUAACCCAGUAAGUGGCAGAAGACUUAUUAAACAUUGGUUGCCCUUUAAUUAUUUUCUUUGGUAUGUAUCAUUGAAAAUUAGCUACUCAUAUGCUAGUAGAAUAUUCUAAUGCAUAAAAUAGUUUGCAAUUAGAUGCUUCCAUUCUUGGGAGAGAAAAGCCUCACAUACUUGGGAUUAAGAGGCACAGGUAGGUGUUUGGCGGUGUCAUACCCUUGUGCCUCCUGGGGAGGCCAAGUGGAGACUGCUGCUGCUGGGCCUCUCUUGAGAACGCUAUAUCAUUAGCACAUGAAAUGGACCAAAUACAUGGCAGUACAAUUCAAAAAUAUUCUAAGUGUGGAUGAUUUCUGACUUAGAAGAAUUUGGGUUUUUGUAGUUAAGUAAAUGUAAAGAAUAUUUGGGAAUUAUGUUUCCCAUCAAUUAGUUCAUUAAUUGAAAGUUUUAUUAGAAUGCUUAUUAAAAAGCACAUGCUUUUGUUCUAGAGAGUACUUGCUGAUCUUCCAGAGGGCCUGGGUUCAAUUCCCAGCACCCAUGUGGUGGCUCACAACUAUCUGUAUCUCCAAUCCCAGGAGAUCCAGCACCCUCUUCUGGUGUUCUCAGACAGCAAGCACACAGUGGUGCACAGGCCUAGAUGCAGACAAAGUUAUACAUAUACAUAUAAAGUUAAAAAAAUGUUUUAGAUUCACACAAUUUGUAGUAUUUUUUAAAAAGCUCCCAAAUUAAGAAGAAAUGGGUGCAAAAUGUCUUAUUUUACUGCUGUUUAGUAUUAUAGACAUCUAUGCUCUAGGGAUUGUUUCUCAUCUCAUUACAAAAAAGCUGGUCCAAGUUUUCUUAUCCUUGGUCAGUUUUAAACUAAAAAAAUAAAAUAGCUACAUAUUUUGUAAAGGGCUAAAAGUAUGAUUUAAACUACAGAUUGAUAUUUUAAUUCCAAAUGAAAGAUAAUGUACAUAAGCAUGGAUCUGAUUUAAAUAAAGAUUUCAAAGUCUGCUUA